Gracilinanus agilis (Agile Gracile Mouse Opossum) is the source of this 699-nucleotide messenger RNA. Its product is annotated as ras-related protein Rab-1A-like. The coding region runs from base 1 to 618 and encodes 205 amino acids. Gene Ontology annotation, molecular function: GTP binding; GTPase activity. The transcript has a single exon. The record is from RefSeq and is a predicted model, not a curated record. Lineage: Eukaryota; Metazoa; Chordata; Mammalia; Didelphimorphia; Didelphidae.
AUGUCCAGCAUGAAUCCCGAAUAUGAUUAUUUAUUCAAGUUACUGCUGAUUGGGGAUUCCGGAGUUGGAAAAUCUUGCCUUCUUCUUAGGUUUGCAGAUGAUACAUAUACAGAAAGCUACAUCAGCACAAUUGGUGUGGAUUUUAAAAUAAGAACCAUAGAGUUAGAUGGGAAAACAAUUAAACUUCAAAAAUGGGACACAGCAGGCCAAGAGAAAUUUCGAACAAUCACUUCCAGUUAUUACAGAAGAGCCCAUAGCAUCAUAGUAGUGUAUGAUAAGGCAGACCAGGAAUCCUUCAAUAAUGUAAAACAGUGUCUGCAGGAAAUAGAUCUUUAUGCCAGUGAAAAUGUCAACAAGUUAUUGGUAGGGAACAAAUGUGAUCUGACCACAAAGAAAGUAGUAGACUACAAAACAGCAAAGGAAUUUGCAGGUUCUCUUGGAAUUCCAUUUUUGGAAACCAGUGCAAAGAAUGCAACAAACGUAGAACAGUCUUUCAUGACAAUGGCGGCUGAGAUUAAAAAGCAAAUGGGUCCUGGAGCAACAGCUGGGGGUGCAGAGAAAUCCAAUGUUAAAAUUCAGAGCACUCCAGUCAAGCAGUCUAGUGGAGGUUGCUGCUAAAAUCUGCCUCCCUUCUUUUCUCACAAUGAAUUUGCAAUCUGAACCCAAGUGAAAAAACAAAAAAAAAACAAAAAAAACACA